AUGCGCCUAUUGGCCAAGCAAACUGGGAGGAGAUCCGCAAAACGAAGAUCAAAACGAAGGUCAAGGAAACAUUUGGAAGUUGAGGAAGAGAAAUGGCAAGUAGGAGGCGACUGGGAAACAAUUCGAGUUGAAGAGACGUCUUCAGCGAACCGAGUCAGAACAAGUGGAAGCACAACAGGGGGGGGGGCAGACAGACAAGAGAGAAGAACAAGCGAAGCGUCGGAGACAAGCGCCGGUUGGGUAACAGUAGACGUGUCUGCCCACAGACACGCAACGUGCAGAAUUAGCCGAUGCACAUGUCGUCAAGUUAGUCUGGCGUCCAACUCGAGAAUCGACAUUUUGGGUGGGAAUUUGCGUGCUUGGCGCAGAUUGUGUGAAAAGCAGGGAUUUUGUGGCGGUGCUCGAGUGAACUACGAGAAAUCAAUGUCGGAUGGAUCACCACGCUCUGCUGUCAAGGUCAUGUGGCACGUGAGUCACCCAGCCAAUCAGCGGGCUCUUCUGUGCCGACACUUUCUCAUCUUCCAACAAUCCCUCAUUCUAGCUCUCUCUCGCCUGCCAGCUGCACACCUCACCUCUGGCUUCCUCCGGCUUACUUGUCGCUCGCUUCUCUCCGCUGGC
Messenger RNA from Protopolystoma xenopodis, 618 nucleotides. The record is from the annotation of a GenBank genome assembly. NCBI's taxonomy places the organism in Eukaryota, Metazoa, Platyhelminthes, Monogenea, Polystomatidea, Polystomatidae.